UGGAGUAAUUGUAACAUAGAAAACCCAUGGGUUCCACCCAGCCUUUGGCACCAAUUGACAGGAACAGUGUUAUUAUAGACAGUAUGGCACCAAUUGAAGGAAACAGUGUUAUUAUAGUUAUGGGUCUCCAGGACGGUGUAACGGAGAUGUUGUUAUACUGUCCGAAGAAGUGCCACGAGUUCCUAACGACACUGGGUAACGUAGAAAAAAGCACCGAGUUCCAAAAACUCACCAACUCCAUCAACCAACUCAUCUACACCACCAGGCUCCCCUGGAUAUUUGUUCUCACGCUAGCCUGGCUAGUGGCGGUACUCUACCUUGCCUUUGGAGCCAUAUGGCCACUGGACUGGACACAUAUGAGGUCGCAUUGGUUACGGGGUGGAGAGCACCAGUGGCAAUGUAUGUGGUAUAAGAUGAUGACGGGGAGGAAGGGAGUGGAUCUGAUGGAGUAUUUUGGGAAGAAUUAGAGAUACUAUG
Messenger RNA from Babesia bovis T2Bo, 477 nucleotides. RefSeq names its product variant erythrocyte surface antigen-1 alpha subunit. The transcript is spliced from 2 exons. The record is from RefSeq and is a predicted model, not a curated record. Bases 27 to 467 code for a protein of 146 amino acids. NCBI's taxonomy places the organism in Eukaryota, Apicomplexa, Aconoidasida, Piroplasmida, Babesiidae.